UGUCAGCCUGCAUGUAACUCCUUGAACCAGUACCCCUGAGCCAGGCGCUCAGUUAAAAUUCAAAUAAAUGUCCAGUUAAGCAUUGCAACAUGUUUCACUUAAUGUGUUACAGAGUUAGUACCACUGCACAAGUGCGUCCCCUUUAUUCGCGAGUCAAUAAAACACAAGACUUGUGGAGACAUUCAAGGAGUCAUUUUAACUCAACUCCAGUGACCAAUGCAGCUAACUUCACUGGACGUGAAAAUGCCAGAAACCGUGUCUGGGGUCUGGCACAGAGAGCAUUUCGACAGUCUACCUGCCGGACAUUGAAAUCUCCAAGAGUAGGUCUGAAAUGGAUUUUAGGACCAGUGGGUCUCACUGUCUCUGCACGACUUUUUGGCAAUGUUGCAUAUUGCCACCUAGAUGUAAAUAACAAUGGUCCAGAAGAAUUUCCAAUCAAAGAAACUGUGGCAGAGUUCAGUUGGGAGGUCCUAUGGGAAUUUGUCAAACCUCAGCUCCUUGCCCUUAUUGGGGCCGUUGUGCUGGCUUUUGGUGCUGCCGUCUUGAACAUUGAAAUACCACUAAUGUUGGGGGAUUUGGUAAAUGUAGUUGCCCGCUACAUGAGAGAGCAUACAGGGAACUACAUGACAGAGAUUAGGAGUCCUGCUCUGAAGCUGCUUGGGUUGUAUGGUCUCCAGGGUCUGCUGACCAGCGGUUACAUAAUUCUGCUGUCCAGGGUAGGAGAAAGAGUGGCAUCAGAUAUGAGAAAGUCCCUUUUCGCCUCUUUACUCAGGCAAGAUGUUGCCUUCUAUGAUGCCAAUAAGACAGGCCAGAUUGUGAACCGUUUAACUGCUGACAUUCAGGAGUUCAAGUCUUCCUUUAAACUAGUCAUCUCUCAGGGCUUGCGGAGUGCCACACAGACAGUUGGGUGUUUUGUGUCCCUCUAUGUCAUCUCCCCCAAACUCACUGGUAUGAUGGUUGUGGUUCUGCCCUGUCUGGUGGGAGCAGGUGCUCUAGUUGGUUCAUUUCUACGCAGGCUGUCCCGCAUGGCUCAGGAUCAGGUGUCUAAAGCAACAGGGGUGGCAGAUGAGGCACUUGGCAACGUACGGACAGUGAAAGCGUUUGCUAUGGAGGAGCGAGAACUUCAGUUAUAUGCCCUAGAGGUGGACAAAUCUUGUGAAAUAAAUGAAUCUCUUGGCUCAGGAAUAGCUGUUUUUCAAGGCCUAUCGAACGUUGUCUUAAACUGUAUUGUACUAGGGACCAUUUUUGCAGGUGGAUCUUUAAUGGCUGGAGAUGAAAUGUCUCCAGGUGACCUUAUGUCUUUCCUGGUGGCCUCCCAAACCGUUCAGAGGUCUUUGGCAAGUAUCUCUAUCCUCUUUGGCCAAAUGGUGAGAGGCAUCAGCUCAGGUGCCCGUGUUUUUGAGUAUUUGGCUUUAGAGCCCACCAUCCCACUGACCGGGGGAGGUCGCAUCCCAUACAAUUCUCUUGUUGGAAGAGUUGACUUCAUGGACAUCUUUUUCAGUUACCCUACAAGACCUGGCCACCAGAUCCUGAAAAACUUCAACCUCACACUACCUCCCAGUAAGACUAUCGCUAUCGUUGGGGAGUCAGGAGGAGGAAAGUCCACUGUUGCUUCCUUGCUGGAGCGUUUCUAUGACCCCAUCGGUGGUGUGAUCAUGCUGGAUGGGCUCGACAUCCGGACCCUCGACCCCUCCUGGCUCAGAGGGCAGGUCAUUGGUUACAUCAAUCAGGAGCCUGUGUUGUUCGGCUGUUCCGUUUUGGAGAAUAUUCGCUUUGGGAAGCCUGAGGCAACUGACGCUGAGGUCAUCAACGCUGCCAAGCAAGCCAAUGCUCACCGCUUCAUCACAGGCUUUCCAGAGGGAUACAACACCGUGGUCGGUGAACGUGGGGCAACUCUGUCAGGGGGACAGAAGCAACGGAUUGCCAUUGCUCGUGCCCUGAUCAAGAACCCCAGCAUCCUGGUGUUGGAUGAGGCCACCAGUGCCCUUGAUGCGGAGUCAGAGCGUGUGGUACAGGAGGCUCUGGACAGGGCCACUACAGGCCGGACCGUACUCAUCAUUGCCCAUCGCCUCAGCACCAUCCAGGGAGCUGACCUCAUCUGUGUCAUGAGCAACGGCCGCAUCGUAGAGGCGGGAUCUCACUUGGACUUGCUGAGCAAAGGAGGACUCUAUGCAGAACUGAUCCGUAGACAAAGAGCAGAGGAAAAGAAAUGAUUGACCAGGCACACUGUACACAUCAACUGAUGUCUGUAACGCAUUUGUGUAACAUGUCCAAUUUUCCCCCAGAAAUCAGAAUAGUCAUGAAAAAAAGAUGUAAAUGUACUGUAAUUUUUUUAGUUUAAUUUAACUAUGAUUCCAUUUAAUACAUCUCAACAUGUAUGAGUGGGCCAACUGGAUAAUGUCUUGCAGCCAAAGGCUGCCUUUAUUGCAACAUGUUUAGAUCUUGAACUGAUUGAGUACUGUUUUAGCAAGGUUAUUUUGAUGCUAGACAUGUAAGUAACUAUGAUCAAUUAAAUAUUUUAUCAUU
Messenger RNA from Osmerus eperlanus (European smelt), 2526 nucleotides. It is a transcript of the gene abcb8, whose product is annotated as ATP-binding cassette, sub-family B (MDR/TAP), member 8. The record is from RefSeq and is a predicted model, not a curated record. Gene Ontology annotation, biological process: transmembrane transport. NCBI's taxonomy places the organism in Eukaryota, Metazoa, Chordata, Actinopteri, Osmeriformes, Osmeridae. The coding region runs from base 90 to 2213 and encodes 707 amino acids. Gene Ontology annotation, cellular component: membrane. Gene Ontology annotation, molecular function: ATP hydrolysis activity; ABC-type transporter activity; ATP binding. The transcript has 16 exons.